Blastomyces gilchristii SLH14081 is the source of this 2117-nucleotide messenger RNA. Its product is annotated as glutathione S-transferase, variant 1. The record is from RefSeq and is a predicted model, not a curated record. The transcript has 4 exons. Lineage: Eukaryota; Fungi; Ascomycota; Eurotiomycetes; Onygenales; Ajellomycetaceae. Gene Ontology annotation, cellular component: cytoplasm. Gene Ontology annotation, molecular function: glutathione transferase activity. Bases 672 to 1685 code for a protein of 337 amino acids.
AAUGUAGCCUCGCCAGUGCCAUCUCCACAGGGAAGACCACAACGGGGGGCGGACACUGAUUGCAAACAACGUGAAACCGAGGAAUAUAAAACACUGAACCCCCUGCCCCACCCCACCCCCUCUCACCCUCCCGCUCGCACUCCCGCCCGUCAGAUAGAUGUCUUACGACAUACGGAUGCUUAUGGCGGGAGCGGAGGGAAGCGGGAAAAAAAUCACAAAUAUGGAAAUAUCGUGAAGGUGAAGAACAAAGGCUUCAUCAAGGCCAGUGCGAACGCGGAUAUUUAUCAAUAAUGUAGACAGACGAAGACCUAAUAUUUUAUUUGGAAUCACUGCUGAGAUCUGCGCUCCAGACCGACCCUUUUCCUUCUCUUUUGGCAUCUCUUGAGCACCAAAACGGGAAGCAAAUCCUCAAGUAGGUUUAAAAGGGGACGACGAUGACCUCAUCACGGCCUGCCCCUCGCUCGGCUAUCCGCUCCGCCCCGCUAUUUUCUGCUCGGCGUCUCUCGGGGGCUCUGGUGUGGGGGGUAAAUCCGUUCCGUAGGUUCCUAAGGAUAUUCUCUCUCGCGGCAUAUGUUUACUUGGUAAGAAUGAAAUAAUUCUAUCAUUUCUUGCCCUGAUUGUCCCCUCCAAUACCGUUUACUUUCCAUACCAAUCAAUAUCUAGCACCAAGAAUGGCAGACAAGAACGCACUUACCAACCAAAAAGCCAACCCGGAAGGCCAAUUCCAACGACCAUCCUCCGCCUUCCGCUCCAGCAUCUCGCGCUCCCCAACCGCCCCAUUCCCCGCCGAACGGGACCGAUAUGUCCUCUACAUAAACACCGGCUGUCCCUGGGCGCACCGCGUCAACAUCGUGCGCUCGCUGAAGGGGCUAGAAUCUAUAAUCCAGCUCGUCGUCCUGGACCCACGCUUCACUGCGGACGGCUGGUACUUCUCCGGCGAAUACGGCAGCGCAGACGCAGAUCCGCUGUACGGCUUCAAGCAUCUGAAGGAGUUAUACUUCAAAGCCGACCCGCGGUAUGAGGGCCGUUUCACGGUUCCGAUGCUGUGGGAUAAGAAGAAGGAGACGAUCGUGAGCAACGAGAGCGGCGAGAUUAUUCGGUUUCUGUACGAGGAGUUUGACGAGUUGCUGGUUGGCGAGGACGAGGCGCGGCGCGAGGUUAAUAGGCCUGGCGGCGGGCUAUAUCCCGAAAACCUCCGGGGACAGAUUGACGAGAUGAACGAAUGGGUGUACGAGACGGUGAAUAACGGGGUGUAUAAAUGCGGCUUUGCGACGACGCAGGAGGCGUAUGAUCAGAGUAUCUAUCCGCUCUUUGCGUCGCUCGACCGCAUUGAAGAGCAUCUGGGCCAGCCGGGCCAUCAGCCGUACUUAUUCGGCGAACAUAUCACCGAGGCGGACAUCAGGCUGUAUACGACCAUUAUCCGCUUCGAUGUGGCGUAUCAUGGGAUUUUCAAGUGUAAUUUGAAAAUGAUCCGGCAUGACUAUCCGCGGAUUGAUCGGUGGUUGAGGACUUUGUAUUGGGAUGAAUCGGAGAAGACGAACGGUGGAGCUUUUAGGAAAACGACGCAGUUUGAGGUGUACAAAAUAGCAUAUCUUUCCGCCCUGCAAGUUAAAAUGGGCAACCCGGACAAAGUCGUUCCUGCUGGUCCAUCCCCCGAUAUUUUGCCAUUGAAAUCAUCAUUAUGAUAGGUCAAGGCGAUCAGGUUUCCAAUCUGAGACAUAACAUCUUAAUUCAACUCUCGUUCAUGAAUAUGCAUGUGUGGUGGUGGUGUUGGUGGUGUUUGGAUUUCACAGCUAUAUAUGUAGAGCAUAGUUAUAGGUUAAUCAUGAUUUCCUUUCCCAGAAGAUUCCUCCUCCAUUAUGAGCCUUGAAUACUCUGUACAGCCAACCCAAACAACCCCUGGGAAAUACUCAGACAUUUCAGCGGAGUUUUGUCCUGUUACCUGUUGUGCUUGUGCCAAUAUACUCCGUACAUACAGCGUAGAUCCCAUUGAAGACAAUCAGUCGGGGGUUCAGGAAGAACUAAAAUAAAUAAAUAAAUAAAGCCACAUGGCGAAUGCCGCGAACUGACUCCGAAGAAGAAAAAUCGACCCGCUUCCUAACUACGCUGCAAUUUAA